Messenger RNA from Trichobilharzia regenti, 1986 nucleotides. NCBI's taxonomy places the organism in Eukaryota, Metazoa, Platyhelminthes, Trematoda, Strigeidida, Schistosomatidae. The record is from the annotation of a GenBank genome assembly.
CAUUAGUUCUAAAUAUUAAAAAUUGUGUCCACAUUUUCAGUCAAAUCGUUAAAAAGACAAACAAAAUUCAAGGUAACCAUCCUCAAUCGAAAAUUCGGAGGCCUGAAAGUCUUGUUUUAAUGCAUUAAGUAAUAAUACACUUGAUUCGAUGGAGCUAUUUUGAAACUUGUGCCUUUAGUUGGGUUUUCGUUGUUGGAGUAAUGUCCAUCCCAGGAAUAGGAGAAAUUACUUCUGAUACGUCGUUUCUAACAAAAGUGGUGGAUGAAUACGUAGUUGGAUCUUCGUGGACUCAGGAAUAUUCAAAAAAUGAUGUUAAAAUCUGGUCUAAGUGCUCAGACAAUAACGGGAUCAAAGCUUUUAAAGCCUCUGCGCUUUUCAAAGGUGUAUCUGGACCUGCAUUAUUUGAUUGUCUUAUGGACUCACAAUAUCGAAAGCAAUGGGACAAGGCUAUGAUUGAGGGUUAUGAACUGUGUCAAGUGAACAGCCAGAGUGAUAUAGGAUAUUAUUCCCUUCGUUCUCCCCCUGGUUUAAGAAACAGAGACUUCGUUCUUCAGAGGACAUGGACAAAAUUCGAAAAUGAAUAUGUGAUAGCAUCCCAUUCUGUGUUUCACAAAGGACUCCCUGUAAGAAAACAAUUUAUCCGUGCAUUGUCCCAUAUGAAUGCAUAUAUUAUCCGCAUCCUUAGUCCAGAUUCCUGUGAAAUGACAUAUGUUACACAUUGUGAUCCUCGUGGUAAAUUACCCAUCUGGGUUAUCAACAAGGCAACACAAUUUAUGGCGCCUAGAGCAAUCCAGUUAUUAUAUAAAGCAUGCACUAAAUAUGAUGCAUGGAAACAAUCAAAUAAUCCCGACCAAAAACCAUGGUUAUAUUCACAUCAAAAUAGCCUGCCCAAUCUAUGUUGGGAUGAUGUUGAACAGACAGCCAAUUUAGGACCAGUUGAUGAUGAUGCCAGUGCCAGCGGUGGAGGUGAUGAUACCAGCGGUCAGCUAACACCACUUGAUGAUGAACGCAGUGGUGGCGGUGUCUUCGAUCGAAGUGAUAGUUUCAAUGACUCUGAAGAUUUUCAACCGAUAAUGACGGUAGUAGACAAUCAAAUGCAAUCAUGUGUCCCCCAGGCCCAGACAACAGCAGCAACAACAGCGCUGACAACUGUAUCAGAUUCCGGUUAAAAUAUUGUAAAAUAAAUAAAUAUUGAUCUUUUUAUUUUUUAUUUUGUUGUCGAUGUUGUUGGUCAAGAGAUAAGAACAGCUGCCGCCACCCCAUUCCCCCGUCGCCUGACUCGGGGAAUAAAUCAAUGUUAAUAUUUCCUUUUCUUCUUUUUUGGGGUGGAAUGUAUGUGUAUUGUUUAGUUUUUCCCCCUUCCCCCUUGUGUCUUUUCUUCCCUGGUGUAUGAUUUUCUUCUUCCUUUGAAUUUAUGACCACUGGCAGAUAAAAUAUUGUCACUUUGUCAUUGCCACGGAUGGGUGGGGGUGGGUGGUUCAACGCAAUGGCGUGGUGUGGGGUGCCAACUUCAUUUAAUGUACACUAUUACUACUACUAUUCCCACUAUUUAUUUAUUGUUGUAUAAAAUUUCUUUGUGUAUUCAAGUGAUUUCUGCCUGUCGUUUCUUUCGAUGAGUUGGGUUAUGAAUAUCUUAGUUCAUAAUGGUGAUAAUAAUAAUACUAAUAAUAAUGAUAAUCAGUAUUACUGUUCAGGCAAAGGAAAAUCUGAAAAUCCCAUAUUAUAAAUAUUGUUUGUCCUUUAUAUAUUCCCUCUAUGUGUGUGUAAGUGAGUGGGUGGAUGCGUUUACGGGGAUCGUCUGUACUGAAUGAGGUUCAGUUACUGCGUGCGUGCGCGUACACACUCACAUACACUCAUGGACACAAGCUUCUUCUACAAACAAUAUCUAUGAAAAAAAAGACGUUAUUUUUUUAAAAGUUUUCAUUUGAAUUAAAGUUAUUUAUUUAUUUUUUUGAAAAACGAAAGGAAAUAUAUUUUUUUCUUUUU